AUAAAUCAUAGCUUGUCUAGCGGUCAAUCUUAAAUAAAAACUUAUCAAAUCAAGAUAGGAUCCGUUGAAACUCUAAAAUAAAAUAUCUAGUCUUUAGUCUUUCUCUAUUUUGAUGUUCUUCAUCUUCUAGCUCGACUCAUCCCCACCUACAUGAUAAUGUUCCACGUCUUUCAUUCUUUUGUUGAUAGUAGUCUCGGUGAUAACAUCCACAUCUUGUUCCUAGCGAUUAUCCUUAGAUUCUCCAAAAGCUUCAAUCAAAUUCUACAUGACAAAGUUUAAAUACGUUUAUGAAGUUUAAUCAAGAAUAAGUGUUGCUGUGAAACAAUAUGUUGAUUCAUUCCUGUCUGUUUUGUUCCAGGCUCAUUUUGUUCAUGUACAAUUGUACCUCAAGUCUCCAACAAUAAGCAGGUUUCUUUUUAACAAUUCCGUUAGGUACCUGAUUCUAGGCUUUUCUUUUAAUUCUUACUAUUCAAUGAAUUACAUAUUAAAACUCACUUGUAUCUAAAACAAACAAACACUAUUACGUCAUUAGUGUUGUUUAAACCUGAAUAUGGGUACGGGUAUGGUCUCAAUAUGGGUAUGGUUUCAACAGGCUUUUUUUUCAAGAGGUCUUCACCACCAUAAGUCUUGCAUUGACAUCUAUUGUCUCUGUGUCUACCCAUUUGUUACGAUGGAUAGUCUGUAUCCCAUAAAACAUAUUAAACCGAAACAACCAAACCGCCAAUCAGUCAGUGUAGUUGAUAACCCAAAUCCUAAUGCAAUAUAACCUACAAAUAAACCUAGAUGUGCAGGCAUACUCUGGAAUCAGAUUCAUAGCUGCCAUUCUUUCAACUAAUAGGAUGUUUUCUUUCUGAGUAUUGGUAUGGUCUCAACAUGGGUAUGGCAUAACAGGCUGUCUUGUUCCUGAAGUCUUCACUGCCUUUGAUUCUGGAAUUAAAGGGUAUGGUCUCAAUGUCUAGCAAAGCGGGGUUCAUGGACAGCCAGUCUAGCAUAAAACAUAUCAAAUCCAACACAUUUAAUCAUCUGUCAGUCAUUGUAAUAGAUAGAGCAAAGUUGAAUACACAAAAUUUCAUGCCAAAUUGCCAGUCAGUCAUUGUAGUUGAUAACCCAAAUCCUAAUGCAAUAUAACCCACAAAUAAACCUAGAUGCGUAGGCAUACUCUGGAAUCAGAUUCAUAGCUGCCAUUCUUUCACACUAAUAGGUUGUUUUCCUCAUGAACAGACCGUCUCAACAUGGGUAUGGCAUCAAUAGGCUGUUUUGUUCCUGAAGUUUUGAACGCCAUAAUCAUGGCAUUAAUGGGUAUGGUCUCAAUGUCUAGCAAAUCCAGGUUCAUGGACAGUCAUUAAGCACAAAGCAUAUUACAUCCAACAUAUUACAUCCUCUGCCAGUCAUUAUAAUUGAUAAACCAAAAUUGCAUUCAGAGAACUUCAUGGCAAAGUCUGGCACGGAUGGGUAUGGUCUAAAUAUCUAGCAAAUCCCUGUUCACGGACAGUCAGUAUAGCAUAAAGCUAAUUAAAUCAAGUCUUUUGUAAUUACUAAAAACCCAGUCAUUCUAAUCGAUAGACUAAAAAGCCUGGUAAAUGGACAGUCAGUACAUCAUAAGCAACAUAACCAAGCAUCUGUCAGUCUUUCUAUUUGAUAGGCUAAAAACCUAGAUUUGUAAUGUAUGUUCAACGUUCCAGAAAUUACUAAAUAUUUGAAUUAUUGUCUUAAAAGAGCUCAUUGUUUAUUAACGGUGGCAUUGUUCAUUAACUUUGCAUUUUUCUGUUUAAAACUAUUAAUACUAAUAUUUCUCUCCAAAGAGGAUAUAUCCAAAGUUCUCACAAAGUUAAAUUAUGAAAUAUUAGAUAUAAUAUACAAAGGUAUAAGGCACAGGUGACUAUGUUUUAAUCAACAAUAAAUAAAUCCGAAUUUACGAUUAAAACGUAUCUUAUCAAACCUGGAUCAAACUCCGCUGGAUUUUCAAUACUUCCAUCCUACCGUUGUUGUAAAAGAGAAUAUGUAAGACUUUGAAUGAUUAAAUAUUUCUCUUAUCAAAAGAUGCAUUUAGAAUAUUUCAUUCAAAAGUACAUAUUGCAUCUGUCUUUUCAAGCAAUUUGGAGCAUGAGGUAUUUAAAAAUGAGGAGGCUUCUUGGUCAAAUAAAACAAAUGUAGUUUUUUCCGGAAUCAUCCCUAACUGCUAGCUUGAUCAAAUAUCUACCAAAAACAUAUUAAGCAUUUUAAGUAAUUUUAAAUAAUCAUGUUCAGAAAGAUGAAUAUAGGAAAAGGGAAAAAAAACCUUGGGUGACAUUCAAAACACGACAUGCACAGUGCAUGCAAUAGUACAUGG
Cuscuta campestris is the source of this 2329-nucleotide messenger RNA. The record is from the annotation of a GenBank genome assembly. NCBI's taxonomy places the organism in Eukaryota, Viridiplantae, Streptophyta, Magnoliopsida, Solanales, Convolvulaceae.